AUCUCAAAUCGUAUACUCAAUUAUUUGUAUGCUUAAUAUUGUUUCGUUUCAGCAUGUUAAGCAGAUUUAUGUUAGGCUGCAAAAGAACUCAAAUAGUAAAUGUAUGAUCCUACAUGUGUCAUUUCAACCCAACAAGUCUGUGGUUUUUAAUCGAUGUAAUUAUUUUACAAUCUAGCGGGCUUAUUUUUUCAGCUCAAAAUGAAUCGCGAAAGCCAUAUUGUUCAGAAGCCUCUGAGACCACCACCUUCUAUGCUAAAGCAAAAAGCCAUGGCUUUCGCAUUACAAAACUCCCAAGGGUCCGACAUGAAGAGUUCUAUACAAUCGUCACCGCCGCCACCGCCACCGCCGAAUAUAACUUACACACAGUCAAGGUCUUUGAAGGAUCCAAGGUUGAACAGACAAGGUGUAGAUAGAACGACCAACCCAUCCAUUCAUGAAGUAAAUAUCCCAGAAACUAGGAAAUCAGACACAGACCAUAUCUUGGAUACAAAUACGUACUUUUAUAAUCAGCCGAGGAAAGAUGAUCUUGGAAGAAACUUUUCUGGAGCUAUAGAUAAUAGAUUACAUUACAAAGAAGAGUUUAGACCUCCAGAUGUUGUAGUUCCUACACCACAGCGCAGAGAUAGACGAGAUAUCUCAGAAAAAGGAGAUUAUCAUAAUCCUGGGUUUCAGUUGGAGGCGUCUAGGUCGGGAUUAUACAGUUGCCAAAGUCAAAUAGGCAAUCAAUCAGUAUGUUAUGGUAAAAAAAAUGUAUCCGAUAAACACAGGGUCAACAAGGAAGACUCAAGAACUGUUAAAAACUACGAUGAUAUUGCAGAUGUCGAAGGAAAGUUCUCAGAUGACGAAGAAAAUUUCCCAUCCUCCUUGUUACCUCCACCUCCUCCUUUCCUUGCACCUGAAACCAUACAAGAAUCUCUAAGACAGUUUUCUGAAUCAAACUUACUAAUCUCUUCACCAGAAUCAGUUUCUCCCAAAAAGUUUCAAUCUUCUGAUUCUCCUAACAAGAAGAUGUCAAAUUCAAGAGAUGUUUUUAAAGAUCGUGACGAAGCGUUUUUACGUUAUUCGGGUUCUGAAAGGCAAAGUUCUCCAGAAGUUCAUUCUUUUUUAUCCGCUAGAUAUAGUCCCUCAAGUACACCUCUUCUAGAAAGUUCCUCUCCACCCCAGUCCUUAGAUUCAUUUCUCCUCUCACCAUCCAUUAAUCAAAAACAAAGUGAACCAAGUUUGAGGGGCAAUGAAGAGGAGUCAUUAGAAAGAUUAAAACCCUUCAAAAGCUACAAGAAUAUGUCAUCCGGAUCUUCAUUUAAUCCUCAAAUCAAUUCUGGAUCAGGAACAACCCCAGCUCCACAACCGAAACCGUUCGAACCCUCAAACCCUCUUCUGGACUUUUUUGGAAUAAAAUUUAAGCCGAUUGAAAGCCUUAGUAUUUGCCCAAGUGAUUUAAAAUCUACAAUAGAAAUUCGCAACGAUAUAUUUGCAAACUCUGGCUCAAAUCUGAUGAGCCGACCCGAAGCCACCCCUUACGUUGUUUACGAUAAUAGGAAUGAAGAUACACUACUUCGCUGUUCAACCAUCCAAAACAAUAUCAAUUCUACAAACAAUGGGGUUAAUGCUGCCGAGUUCGAAAAGAUUCCUGAAGAAUCCCAGCCUCAGAUUUUGUCUGCGCCUCCUCCUGUGAUAAAGCUGGAUUCACCUGAAAUUAAGAUGGAUGAGAAAGGAAUGAUGCGCUGCAACUUUUGCUCAAGCCCUGGUUCUAUCAGAAUUGAGGACAAAUUCGUACACAUGGACUUUCACAAAACCCUUCAGUUUGCUUGUGCUGCCUGUCCGAAGAAUCGUGAAUUUGAAGAUUUUCCUCAAAUAGUUGAACACGUUAACAGCUCUCACAACGUCAUCGAUUCUGAGAUGGUUCUGGAAACUAUAAUAUUACCGACAAAACUUGGGGCUCUUCGAGUUUACAAGUGUGGAGUAACGAACUGUGGCAAAGAGUUUAUUGGACUUCAGGAAACUGAUCUGAAGGAUCACAUGAGCAGGGCUCAUGGUGAUUACUAUAUAAAGGUUGGACGGGGCAAGUAUGUGCUUCGUCUAUGUAGGAUUUGUGGAGAUGAACAAUCCUUCACCUCCCAGGCAGAACUAGAUCUUCAUAUUGAAACUAGUCACCCAACUCAACAGUUUGGGUCAGCAAUCGACAUCUCAGACGAGUCUGAUACGGAGAAUAUGACAGACAACCUUCUUGAUAAUCUGAAUAAAUCUCGUGACAAGCUCAUAGUUGAAGCAAGAACAUCUCUCGAAAUUCCGGUUUUUGGGCGUCCUUUGACUGCAAAUGUUCCUGAGGUAUCUGGAUUCGGAAGACCAUUAGAGACUGGCCUUGAUAACCCUGUCUUUGGCCGAGUUAUUCCUGAAGAUAUAGCAGUUUUUGGGAAACCCUUGCCAGGUGACUCAGAAAGAACAUCAGACGUAGAAGAGAAAGAAGAGGGAGAGUUACGGGAUACUGAUACUGAAACAGUCCUUGAUACAAGAAAGAAGAGAAGAAAAGAAAAAAAGAAGAGAAAGGGUAGACUUAAUCCAGAAAGGAAAAGUGAUAGUAAAGAGGAAUCUGAUUUAUCUACCAGAGAAAACUCCCCAAUACCAGAGAUUAACAUCAAGAAAGAAAAACCGGAUAGUAAAAGAAGGAAAACAGGAUGCAAACCCAAAUCUUUAAAAGAAGAAGUGUUAAAAAUGACGCCUAGAGAAAUCAAACGGUACUUAAAACAUAUAAAGCAUAAAGUUAAGAAAACCAAGAAGAAGAAAGAUGAAAAGGGGGAAAUUUUCCCUGAAUUUGUUAGAGGAGAAAAGGCAGUUUAUUAUUGUAAAAUCUGUAACGAGCAUGUCGGUAGUUUAAAGAAAUGGUUGGAACACCGAAAAGAACUUGGACAUAUUGAAACUUUCGAUAUGGCCAGUGAGGAGGUGAAGAUCAAAUUUAAUCGUCCUGAGAUCGAUCUUCAAGAGUUCAUUAUUUCAAAUCGAAGACUUGACUUCAUUCCUUCAGGACAAUGCAAGGAUUGCUUUAAAAUUUUUGAUCAUGAAAAAGGGUUUAAAAAACACAUGAAAACUGGAAAAUGCCCAACCAUUUCCAAUGAUAGUGAGCAUUUGAAAUCUGAGGAAGAAGAUACAUCUCUCUGUAAUAGAUUUAAGGUAGAUGGAUUAACAAAUAAAAGAAAAUCUUUAAUUUCUAGAAGUAGAUCCCCCAAGGACCAAUCACACUCUCCAGAUUCUCAGCAAAGAAAACAACGGACAAGAUCCGCGACCCCUUUGUAUAAAAAUAGAAAUAAAAGCAAAGAUUCACGUAGUAUACAAGAUGUUUCAGUAAUGCUGCCAAAGUACAUGAUGAAUGGAAAACAGGCAUACUAUUUUUGCAAUAUGUGUCAAAUACCAAUAGGAACUAUCAUACAUUGGGCCGUUCAUAAAGACACAAAGGAACAUCGUCAGAACCAUCAGAGUUGUUUAAAGAGUAGUCAAGGCGUUAAAGUUGUUGAGUUUUCAGUGUCCUCUAUUAUUUGUUCCAAAAAUUACAGAAACUACUGCUUAGCUUGUGACAGUUAUUUACCAGAUAUGCCUUCAUUUACUAAGCAUCUGAGUGAGGAAAAACAUAAAGAACAGGAGAUAAGAAAAGAAAUUAAAGAUGGCAAUGAGCUAAGACAAGGUGGGGAAAGAUUUUUAUCGAUUUACUAUUGCGAUCUUUGUGAAAAAGUUUUUGAAGAAAACCCAAAGAAACACAAGUUAAGCAGCAGACAUUUGAUUCUUGUAGAAGAAACAGAGCAAUGCUACUUCUGUUCUAAGAGGUAUAUCCCGGGUAUGCUCGUAGCUCACAUUGAUGAAUAUCAUGUUAACCAUGUUUUCAAGUGUACUAAUUGUUCUGUUAAGUUUAUCAGUGUGAGUAAAAUGUUGAAGCAUGUAAGAGAUCAUCUGACUUCUGUACAGAGAGACAGCUGCACAGACAAGGAGGUUUUGUCCAUGGAUAUGGUAGAUAUUCCAGAUGAUUUAAGGAAAAUAAUGUGCAGGCUAUGUGACAAGGCCUGUUUUCUAGCCCAAGAUUCUUCAGAUGCAAAACUUCAUGUUUUAAACGAUCAUCUAGAUGUGUUGAAGACACAGGUUCCAAGCAGUCUUGUGUAUGGUUGUAGGGUAUGUGAAGUAGACUUGAAGACAGAAAUUGAAAUGGACAAUCACAUAAAGCUUCAUAAAAUGGAAUUGUGUAAAGGCAGAAAAAGUGUUAAAACUAUUUAUAAAGAAGCUUCUUUGUCUCCAGUUAUUUUAAAGCAUGAUGAUAUGUAUCAUGUUGGUAGGUCUGCUAGGUCUAGAACUAGAUCUGGAGAUAAAUAUUCAAAAACCCGAGGCAAAGAUUAUCGAAAUGUUGAACAGUCAAGAAAAUUAUCUCCCCAGUUCAAAGACAGAAGAUCAAGUUCUCCACAGAAUCGCAGACUUAGCAAUAGAAAAGAUUAUUUUUCUCAGGCACAUCUCAGCCCUGAAAGGCACUCCAGACGACUAGACCACAGCCUGGAUACUCGUAGGUCUGAUGUAGAACAUUAUGUGGGUAGUUACAGUUACAGGGAUAACUCAUGGGUCAUAGACCUGCCAAGUAAAUAUCAAGAGAUAGAUAGUGCUCAUAGAGGAGAGAAGUCUCGAAAACGUGAUUCUGGCUAUAUGGAACAUGAGCAUGCUAUUCUUUGGGAAAAUGAAUAUGUCAGAGAAGAUUGUUACAGAGAUGGUCCUUCCACUAGAAGAAAUGAAAAGAGUUCAGGUAGCAAUAGUGAAAAAUAUCAUGAAGACACCAACAGACAUAGAUAUCAGAAAGGGAAUCGAUCACAAUCUCUUAAAGACCACACAGAAAGUUCUAAAAAACCCUCCAGGAUUCAGUCACCCUCAGCUGUGCCCUCAAGAGAAGUUAGACUUGUUUCAAGGAGCAGGACAAGAUCUAAAUCAAGGUCAAAAUCUCCAAAUAAACCAAGUCCAAAGUCAAAUAGUGGAUUAAAAGAAGCUAUGCAGAAAAAAAUUAGGGAGCAACUUGAAAAAAAUCAAACAAAAGAGACGUUGAAGAAAGAUGACGUUUAUGACCAAAAGCCUAAUAUUCCAGUGAAGAAAAGAUUAGGGGCAUUUAACAUAAACAAAUCAACAGUUGAAUCGUCUGUUGACAGCAGUAACAGCAGCAUUGUACAUACUCAAGUUGAACCGAUGCUCAAAUCACUGCGAGAACAUUGUGAUAAAAACCAAAAGAAUGCUGAAAAGGAGGAAGUGAAGAACAAAAAACUGGCCGAAUCACAACUUCUGAAUCGGUUGAAACGUAAAGCUAAUGAUGAAGACUUACGAAAGGUGAUUGAGGAGAAGAGGGUAAAAAUGUUGGAUAGUCGACCUGAAGGCGUCAAAGAAGAGCAAAUUCAUGUAGAUGAUGCCAGUGACAUUUGUCCUGUCUGCUGGAAACUGUUUCCUGGAAUAAACAAUCUAUUAAAUCACAUGAAGAUCUCACACAUGACGAGUAUGUUUGGAUGCAAACUCUGUCAGACACUUGGUUGGAGUUUGGAGAUACUACUAAAACAUUUGACUGAUACGCAUGACAGAAAUACCGCACUUCCAGAUGCUCUGCAACAUCAUAUAAAGAUUCCUGACAAACUAGACCGUAUUAACUGCAAACUUUGUCUACCUCCAUAUCAGUUGGGAGUAGAAGGGUUCUGGUUAUGCGCUGAUCUUCAAGCAACAAGUAAUCUGCAGAUAGAGAAACAUUUUAUCGAUAUUCACGGUAUUUCUGAUCAGGUUCAAAUUCACUCGAAGCUGGAAUUAACCUGCCGAAUAUGCUGUAUAAACUUCAGUGUGGGACAACGUGCUCAGUGGUGUAAACAUAUUCUGAGUGAUCAUACCAAACUAGAAAAAGCCGCCAAGACCGGAAUAAGGUGUGAGUACUGUGGUGAAGGUGUACUGGAGUCUGAGCGUGGUUGGCACUUGGAGAAUAAGCACGCUAAAGACGUGUUCCUAUGCAGGAUCUGCUCUGCUGCUGAUACUGCUUGUUUUCCAUCUGCAGAUUCACUCAAGGAGAUCAUGCAGCAUAUGGUAAUGAAGCAUGGUAACCAGUAUGAAUCCUUUUAUGAUCAUAUGACCUACCCAGUUGACCUAUACCGAACCUGCUGCAGUGUAGGGGACUGUGGAUCAAAUGGAAAAUAUCUCAGUGCUGAUCCAAUGCUAGUUCAGACUCAUAUCAGCGAAAAUCACAGUGAACUAGUCCCUCCACCUAAUAUCGUCUACCUUUGUCGUUGUUGUGACAAGCCAGACCUAAAGUUUGAGAAUGUGGAGGGUGUAGCAGCACAUAUAGCAAAGCGGCACAAGCAAAUAUUAAAAUGGAAACUUGAAAAUGGAAACAACUAGAAGAAAUUUUUAUUUUAUUCGUGAUCGUUCUUGAAGCUGUGAUUUCUUUUUUAUCUGUUUCUUGAAAUUAUUUUACCCAAAUCAAAGAGAUCAGGCCGGCUUUUAGAAUUAGGUUCCAAAUACUUAAUUUCUAUAGUAUUUUCUAAUCUGAUUGAUAUGAUUAUUUUUUACCAAUCUGUAAAUUUAUACUAAAAUUUUGUUUUCCAGAA
This is a messenger RNA of Eurytemora carolleeae, 6593 nucleotides long. RefSeq lists its product as uncharacterized. The transcript is spliced from 20 exons. Lineage: Eukaryota; Metazoa; Arthropoda; Copepoda; Calanoida; Temoridae. Gene Ontology annotation, molecular function: zinc ion binding; nucleic acid binding. The record is from RefSeq and is a predicted model, not a curated record. Gene Ontology annotation, cellular component: nucleus. The coding region runs from base 199 to 6384 and encodes 2061 amino acids.